Molecule: messenger RNA, 522 nt
Organism: Thyridium curvatum
Lineage: Eukaryota; Fungi; Ascomycota; Sordariomycetes; Thyridiales; Thyridiaceae
Exons: 2
Coding region: 1-522 (173 amino acids)
Source: RefSeq, a predicted model, not a curated record
AUGCGUUUCGACCAGUAUAUCGCGGUGGCCACGGCCAGUCUUGCCAGUACCGCACUGGGGGCAAAGUGUACAGCUAACAAAGUCAUCGACAAUUUUGCUACAUUCGCGAACAAGACCAACACAUUGCAGUCAGUUAGUGGAGACGACAACUCCAUGACCUCAAUCAGCGCGAGCGGCUCCACCCUCACAUUCACUCCCAAGGCCGGAUCGUACUUCUACGAGAACUUUCCAUGCACCAAUGCCGCUGCAGACAGCUACAAUGCCCUGUCUUUCACCCUCUCUGGCCCCGCACAGGCUUCGUUCCUCAUCGAGUUGCAGUCGCGUGCAAACUGCGAGGCCACCAGCUACAAAAGUGCUUAUCACAAUGUCACAGUCCCUGCUACUGCUGGUGCUGUUACGAUUCCGCUGAACGAAUUUGCCAACGCGAGUCUCACCGCUAUUACCUCGUUCACUUGGUCUACAUUUACCAAGACUGGCUCACCCUACUCCAUCAGUAACAUUCAGCUCGUCUGCGCCAAGUAA